GCUAAAAGAAAUCGAGAGUUGAAACUUAUAUUUGAGCAAGCAAUUUUUCGUAACAAUGACCACAAUGUUCCUGUGUCAUGUACUUUAUCGUCAGACUUUAAAGGCGACAUCAAUAAAGUGGUUCUCGAACUUAGUGAUGAAAUAUUAGAUUCUAGUUCACAAUAUUUAGAUGAAUCAAUUGAUCUCAAAUCACAAUUGCAUGAGAGACAUAAUAAAAUGGCAUUACUUAUUCAGUUCAUUCGCAACAGCAAUGUUAUUGACAAGGACGGAGCAGAGGGGCCUUGCCGAAAAUUAUUAAAUAGUGCUAUCUAUGGAUAUUUUCAGGACCGUAACUUUCAAUCCAAAAAUGAGGAUUUAGCCAGGUUUUUUUAUCGAUACCGUGUGCGUGAUCUUGGUACUAUCUUCACUUACAUUCAACGUGUAAUAGAGAAUUAUAUGGACGCUGAUGACCGUGAUAUAAUGGUUUUUGAGGCAAAUACUAUUAUACUGCUUGCUUUUGAAGCGGCUUUUGAUUUUAGAAGAAUUAAUAAAGAAUUGUACGCAAUAACUUCGAACGAAUCAAAAGAUUCCUGGACUUUUCAACCUGAGCUUUUAAAAGUUAUUCAUCAACAGUUUGAGGAAACGGACGUUGCAAUUCGAAAUUUCACAGUUCAAAGUUCUAGUCAGACGGUUAAUGACUCACUUCAAUAUACUAGCCAAGGGAUAAAUGAUUAUAAUAAAGUUCAAAUGAAAGACGCUAGAAUAGAAACACUUAAAGAUCAAAUGGUUAACUUGGCGGAUGUACUACUUGGAGCAACUACAGAACGACUGAUUUGUGAUGACGUCAGAACUAGAAGUUAUGCACAAAGUUAUCGUGAUCAGUGGUCUAACAUUUUAAAAAAGUUGGUCUCUAUCGGUAGAGGUGAUCGAGCUUUCGCUUUAAGCGAGUCUUAUGAAGAUUAUAAAUCAUUAGUAUUUGAUAUUGAGUCCCAUCUAUAA
Molecule: messenger RNA, 978 nt
Organism: Racocetra persica
Lineage: Eukaryota; Fungi; Glomeromycota; Glomeromycetes; Diversisporales; Gigasporaceae
Source: the annotation of a GenBank genome assembly